Molecule: messenger RNA, 6024 nt
Organism: Penaeus chinensis
Lineage: Eukaryota; Metazoa; Arthropoda; Malacostraca; Decapoda; Penaeidae
Gene: disp
Product: protein dispatched-like
Exons: 13
Coding region: 491-4270 (1259 amino acids)
Source: RefSeq, a predicted model, not a curated record
UCUCGUAUACGAACGGAUACUUUCGUGUGUACAUGUGAGUUGGUGUGUAUGUGUGCGUGCGUGUGUGCAUGCACAUGUGUACGUGCGAGCGUGGUGCGUACGUCCCGCAGCGAGGGGAUGUGUCGGGCCCCGUGGCGGGAGGGACACACGUGCGCCCCGCCGCCGCCGCUGCGGGCCGCUCACUCUCCCCGCGCCGGGCGUCGGUAGCGGGUCACUGGUGCGCCGCUCCUCAAGCCCGUCCGUGGGAGCCGUGUCGCCGCCGCUGCCCUCGCUCGCUCGCUCGCCACCUGUGGUUACGCCUCACCUGUCGUGCGCCGCCCUCGCUCCGACUCUCUUCUCCCGGAAGUCCCGCCGCUCUGAUACAAUUGCUGGAGAGUCUGCCGACGCACACCAUCAAAGGUGUGAGAGAAGACGCGUGUUGGAGGAGCAGGUGGAAGCCGGGGGUGUGGGGCACCAUGCCAGCCCGCGCGACUCGCUACUUCCUGCCAACAUGAUCUGGUAUGCACGGCUGCUGUGUCAUCACCCCUAUGCGGUGUUGAGCAGUGUGGUGGUGGUGGUGGUGACGUGCCUUGUGCUGUCUCUCACAGCCCGGCCUCUGCCCUCCUUUGAGGACCCUUCUCUGGGGUUUGAGGCAAGAGGCACAGAGAUCAGCCAGAGGGCCACGGCCUGGGAGAACCUGUUGGACUCGACACGAGCCAAUGGCCUGCUCAGCGUCAACCCGGCAGAUGACCCCACUCUCAGCAAACUGCUCCCCCACAUCACAGACGAGGAUGACAAGCAGGAAAAGACCAGCGGAGGGAAGAAGAGCCACAAACAUCAGAUCUGCAUUGAGCUGACGACAGAUGGGCCCGUGGAGGUAUCGGACAACUGCAGCACGAGCUCAGGCCAGAACAACACUAGCAUGGGCGAAGAGACUCCUAUGGUGGCCCUGAAGAUCCUCAUGGACAGAGAAGAGAAUCCUUCCGAGUACAACCUGGAGGAUGAGUGGGACCACCAGAAUCACUAUCCAGAGAAUGAGCAUGAUCACUAUCUUCAUGAUCAUGAACAUUAUGGGGAGGAUGGGUUCUUCUGUAACCCUGUAGUACCAGAGUACGGCCAUGUCGUGGUAAAGAGCACACUGCCGAUGGACUCUUUACUCACGCUGAGGCACCUGCAUGCCAUAUGUGAGCUGGAUGAUCGGUUGCGUUCCCCAGUGGAUUUUGGGCCCAUCUGUGAGACUUCAUCCAUUGGCCGCUGUUGUCCUUCUUGGUCUCUCCCCAACUAUGUGGCUCUCCUCUCCAAGCGCUCAUCUUGCAGGGAAAUCACACAAGCAGAUGUGGUUGAAGUGCGACGGCUCCUUCGCAGAUGUGCUCGGCACUUAGACUUACAGCUCGAGGGAGGUUGCAGGGGACCUUCAGGGUGUCAAGAAAUUCCUGAGAUCUGUCGGAAAGAUGAUGCUGUCUACACUAUACUUCAUUAUCUUGCUGAUGCAGCCUUUUUAAAUCCAAAGGUACCAGACCCUGAACACCCUCAGCUUAAUCGCCACAUUGAGCCACACCACAAACACCAGAAGCUGCAGCUCCAACAGCGGCUGAGUUUGACUGCCGUGUUUUUACCUGUGGCACGUAGCUCCGAUGCACUUCCUUAUUUUCAAGCCCUGCAGAAAAUUGACCUCACUGUAGAUAAUGUGACCGUAGCUGCCAUGGAUUUGGGUCUGAAGUAUACUCUGUUUGACAAGCUAUUGUUGGAGGACACCUUUCUGCUGGGUGUGGGAGGCAGUGUGGUGGUGGCUCUGAUGUGGUGUUAUACAGGCUCCCUCUUUAUAACCCUCGUGACCAUUACGACAGUUGCCUGUGCUCUCAUCAUUGCUUAUUUCAUGUAUAUCUUUAUAUACGAAAUCACCUUCUUCCCAUACAUGAAUGUGCUCACAGCAGUCAUUGCUAUAGGAAUCGGAGCAGAUGACACCUUUGUUUACUGCCGGGUGUGGACUCUGGCCAAGCAAGACAAGAACGCAGGCACUCUGGUAAAACUGGUCGGGGAUUCUCUACAUCAUGCCGCAGCUUCCAUUAUUGUGACAUCGUUCACAACAGCUGCAGCUUUCUUUGCAUCUUGCGUUUCACAUAUCACAGCUAUUCGUUGCUUUAGUAUAUUUGCUGGAACAGUGGUCCUGGCCAACCUCCUCCUGAUGCUGACCUGGGUUCCAGCAUGUGUUGUGGUGGCUGAGCGUUGGGGGGCCUCAACAUGCUGUCUGUGUGUCCCUCCAGCACCAGUCUAUGCUCCACAAUUACCUCCACGUUGCUCAGUUGUCUGUGCCCUUCCACUCAGACUGUGUUAUUUCUGUGCAGAGUCAGCUCGAGUGUUUUUUGAAAAGAUGCUUCCAUGGGUUGUAGUGAAACCAAGAUACUUGUGGGUCUUGUUACUUGGUACCCUGUCAGCGUGCAGUGCCGUGGUUGUGUUUUAUUUUCCUGGUCUGAAACUUCCAGAUUCUCAAGAUUUUCAGUUGUUUUCAAGAGACCACGUGUUUGAACAGUAUGAUUUGGUGUACAAAUAUAAGUUUUGGUUCGAGAGAAAUCUAAGAAGUGAUAUUGUCAAUCGGUUACCUAUACGCAUUGUGUGGGGGAUUAAACCAGUAGACAAUGGUGAUUACUUAAAUCCAGCUUCAAAAGGAACUCUGGAAUUUGAUGAUACGUUUGACGUAUCACCACCGGAAUCUCAGGAAUGGCUUCUCAACUUCUGCAGAAAUCUUCGUAAUCAGAGUUUCUACAUGUCCACCCUGGGCCCACUGCUGCCAAAUUGCUUCAUUGAGACAUUAAAAGCAUGGAUGGAGAGGCGAUGCAUAGAUCCUAUAACUGGCAUUGAUCGGUCUCCGUGCUGUGAGGAUUCAAAGUUUCCUUAUCACAAAGAGGUGUUUAAUCAGUGUAUUCACAAAGGUAUCAAAGCUCUGUACCAAACACCAAGAGAGUACUUCAUCCCUGGAGUGGCUGGACCAAAGUUUAACAGAAACACUGCGAAAGUCGCAGCUGUUGUUGUGGAGUAUGAUAGCAACAUGAUCUGGUCACUCUCCUUUGAUGAAAUGCAGUAUUUCUUCCUUGAGGUUGACACAUGGGUGAAAGAUCAGCUGAAAGAAGCUCCAGAAGGCAUGAAAGGAGGAUGGUUUACUUCAUAUCUUGAGUUCUAUGAUUUGCAACAGUCUCUCUCUGUGGGGACUGGAAUAGCUGUUGCUGUGGCAGUUGGGGUCAGCUUGGCUGUGUUGGUAAUAACAACUCUCAAUGUAGUUGUGAGUUUUCUGGCAGUCUUAAGUGUUGGUUCUGUCAUUUUGGUGACGCUGGCAACGUUGGUGUUGCUUGGAUGGCAUCUCAAUAUCUUGGAAAGUGUGACAGUGACUGUGGCCAUUGGGUUGGCGGUUGACUUGACUUUGCAUUAUGGUGUGGCUUAUCGUUUGUCUCCAGAAUCAGAACGUGAGGCUGCUGUUUCUUGGGCAGUGGCUCGCCUUGGUAGUCCAGUUUUCAUGGCUGCUGCAACGUCAUUAGCAGCUGGGAUAGCCAUGCUUCCUGCACAAGUUUUGGCAUAUGUUCAUAUUGGCACUUUUCUCAUUGUCAUCACAAGUGCUUCAUACAUCUAUGCCACUUUGUUUUAUUUACCUUUGUUACGCAUUUUUGGUCCAGAAUCAGGUUGCGGGCAACUAUCAUAUCCACAGGUUCAUUGCUGCUCAUGUUGCACACAGAAUUCUCAGCCUCAUGUUGAUAAGACAGUUUAUCAGCAAGCCUUCAUGAGUGAAUCAACAUUAUCCACAUCAAGUACAUCGUGUCCAGCUCCACAGACACAUCCAUCAUCUGACACACAUGAAUUGGAGCCUUUGACUGCAAUGAGACUUGCUGGAAGAACGGGGUCUCACACGCGCUCUGCUCAUAAUUCUAGCAGACACAAGGUCAGUCAAGCUCAGCCACCACCUGUAUCGGACACUCCGCAGGUUCCCGAUGCAACUCACCCUGAAGCAAGCAAUGCCUCAGCAACAGGACGUGCUGCAAGGUCAGGAUCGCUGUCAUCUACGGCAUGCAUAAGAGACCAUGCAGCAUUUGUUCCUCGCAAAGUGUCCCUGCCUUCACCCGGGGAGGCUGUUAGCGAAGGUGGAGAGCCCUCCCCGAGACAUGGCGUAGCACCAGCAUCCUCAGCAACGACCAUUCUUUACUCAGAGCCAGAUAUGGACUCUGGUCAGCAGCACCAGCCACCACCAGAAGGAAUCGUAACUUCAGCACCACUCACCCCUGACAAUGGAACACUGGUCGCCUAGGACAGAGGGAAAUAAAUGUUAGAUGUGCGCGGCUGUGAAUAAUAUUGUGUGGUAUUCUCUGGUACUUUGGUGCUGAUGGUGCUAGCUUGGAGUUACCACAAAGUAUUUGUACAUGUGAUAUAUAUUUGCUCAUUUGAUUUGUGUUUGGAGAUGGAAUUGUACUUGCAAUGGAACCAUUUUGGGUGUCUCUUCACUAUGUUGGUGUGUGAUUGAUAGUAUUUUUAUUUCAACUCUUAAUUUUGUCAUUAAUGUUAUUGGUGUUAUUAUAAUUAUCAUUGACAUUGUUAUCACUUUAAUCCAAAACACUAUUAACAUUUGUCUUUUUUUUAUGUUAGUGUCCUUGUUAGUGUUCCACUUUUUGUGUGUGUUUUUGUCCUUUGUUUUCAUAUGAUAUCAGGGCUGUGGAGUCGGAGUCAGAGUAGGAGUCGACUGCACAAGAAAUCAAGGAGUUGGAGUCAGAGUCUGGGGUUUUGAUUACCGACUCCACGGCCCUGUAUGCUUUUAUUUUUUUAUUUUUUUAUUUUUUUAUUAUUAUUAUUAAUCAUCAUUAGUAGCAUUAUUGAUAUCCAUCAUCAUCAUCACCAUCAUCAUCAUCAUCAUCAUCAUCAUCAUCAUCAUCAUCAUCAUCAUCACCAUCACCAUCACCAUCACCACCACCACCAUCACCACCAUCACCAUCACCACCACCACUAUCAUCAUCACCAUCAAUAUCAUUAUUGUCACAAUAGUUACCACUACAAUGACUAUAACCCAUGACUGUAGCCAUUACCAUAGCUGCUACGAAAAGCAUCAUCACCAUUGAUUUAUAUCAAUGUUUUUAUUGUUGCCACAAAUGUAGUUACAGUAUUAUUUUUUUUGUUAUGACGAUAUUAUUUUCAGGAUUAUUUUUGCCAAAUUGUAUAGAUGGUUAUAUUAUUAUAGUUACCAUUACUGCCUUUUUUUAAUCAUCUUUUGAUAAAUUUUAUGUAAAUAGACUUGACUUGUGGUUUAUGAGAAGAGAAAAAAAGAGCCUUUUGUAAAUGUCAUAAGAACGCGUCAGAGAGGGAGAAUGAGUGUUUGUGCAAGUGCAAGGUUGAGUGCAAGUGCGAGGUUGAGUGCAAGUGCAAGAGUGCCUGUGGCUUGUAAAGGAGAAAGUGGGUUUGUGGAUUUUAGGCUGGGUGGGUUGGUUUGUGGAUGGAUAGGUGGGUCAUUGACUGGGCGAGUCAUGAAGGUGUGGAUGAAUGGGUAAGUUAUUGAGUGAAUGAUUGAGUAAAUGAGUGAGUUAGUAGGUUAGCGAGUGAAUGAAGGAAAGGGAAAGAGAGAGAGAGAGAGAGAGAGAGUAAGAGUAAGAGUAAGAAAAAAGAAAGAAAGUAAGAGAACAAGUGAGUAUUUAAAUGAAUAUGUUUGAUAUGUAUGUUUGUGCAAUACAUUGAUUCUGGUGCGGAUGACAGACUUUCCCAUUUAGAACAGAGUAAAAUUAUAUCUGAUGGGAACAAUUUUUAGUAUUCAGAUAGCCAGGGAACCUCAGGUCCAAACCAUCUGUUUGUCAAACCUAGACCCAACACUAAGACCCAAGAGAUCCACAAGCACAGAAGCACCCCCUUCCACAUACACACUCACAUCCACAAAUACUUCCACACAUACUUAAAUACCUACUCUCCUCCUCUUUUACAUGCAUACACACACGCACACGCAUAUGCCCACAUGCACGCACACGCACACACACGCACACACACGCACACACACGCACACACACGCACACACACGCACACACA